Pseudozyma hubeiensis SY62 is the source of this 3387-nucleotide messenger RNA. RefSeq lists its product as hypothetical. Gene Ontology annotation, biological process: division septum assembly. The record is from RefSeq and is a predicted model, not a curated record. Gene Ontology annotation, cellular component: division septum. The coding region runs from base 1 to 3387 and encodes 1128 amino acids. The transcript has a single exon. Lineage: Eukaryota; Fungi; Basidiomycota; Ustilaginomycetes; Ustilaginales; Ustilaginaceae.
AUGUCGCAGCCAAAGCUCAACCUUCGACCACCUCCGCAUCGCGACUUUAUCCAAGGCUUCCCCGGUAUCGUCGCUUCCAACGCCCGUCCACCCGCUCAUGUCGCCGGCACCGUCGAAGUCCGUCUCGGAACAAAGGGCCUCAGAGCAGCAUGGUUGCGCAUCGAGCUGCGCAAGCUCGAGACACUUCCAGGCGGCGAAAGCUGGGGCGAGCUCAUCGGCAGAGGUCCCAUCGACGUGUGGUCCGCCGGUAAAGAGGACACCUACAAGUCCGACUCGGAAAAGGGGUGGGAGCUUCUCCAGACCGCCGACUUCCCCUUCCAGGUCACCAUCCCCGAGGGUCUACCUCCGAGCGCAAAGCUCGAGAAGAAUGCGGGCAUCGGCUACGAGCUCGUCACCUCGCUCUGCGUGAGAAGCAAAAAGGGUCUCCUCAAGAAGGAAACCACAAGCUCCAUCAUCCAAAAUACGCAUCCGCUGUGGCUCGACAAGCACGAGCUGCACUCCACUUGGCCCAUCUACUCGGCCCCGGACGAUCACGAGGCCCUUCAAGACGACAUCAGGGUCAAAGUGAUGCGAGAGCGAAGCUGCUACGGUCCGGGCGAUAAUGUCGGUGUCCGCGUCAUCUUGAUUUCGGAUCGCGUCGCGCCCAUCAAGAUCAAGAGCAUCUCGUUCUCCAUUCGCGAAACCAUUACCUUCAAGGGCGGCGCCAAGAAGACGUUCAGUUCCAACAAGGCUGCGUCCCAGAAGACCGAGACUCUUUCCACCAAGAGCAAAAGCUUCGGCAAGAAGGUGUAUAAAGGCGACACCCAUACCUUUGAUCUCGCCUGCCAGAUUCCGCGCACACACAGCCUCAUGACGAUUCAGACCGCAAAGCACAUCGAAGUCUCGUACACCUUACGCGUCCAAGUGGAGACCGCCAAGAAGCCCAUCAUCAUCGAUCAUCUGCCUCUCACCAUUUCCAACUUUGCCAGAGCGGCCUCUGAGGGUCUCAUGCCCCGCAUCGGCUGGGUACCCGGCCUCUCUGCACCCGCCGAGGGCACAGACUACUAUCCAGACGAGGUCGCAACGAUACCUCCUUCCGCCUCGAAUCAGCAGGAGCCAGCCAUUGCACGAUCCAUCUCUUUCGGUGGCUCUACCUAUUCUGGUGGCCGAGCAAGUUAUCCCGGUUAUGCUGGCGGCGACUUGCGUCGACGCGAUACCGUCAUGACUCAAGGCACCGCCAUCAGCGGUCCCGGUAUGGCCGGCCGCGGUGUGCCCGGUCAGGUGUUUUCUUGGGGUCAGUACGGCUCUGCACAGCCCUUUGGGUCGGGCGAGGCUCCUCGUCCGGCUUUUGCGGGUCCACCAAGCAUCUACGAGGGUCGAGAGUUGGCCCCAGAAGAGACGCGCGCCCUCUUCCACUCGACGAACCGCCCGCAGAGCGCUAUGGUGUUGGGUACGGCGAUCGACCCGGUGCUCAUGCCUCCCUCUUCCUACCACGGUCACAGCGGCACAGUGACACCAAUCGCUGAGAGUAGCGAAGAUGGCCAUGCGCAUCCAACCUUUCCCCAACGAUCUCCUUACCAACAACAGAUGCCGUUUUCCUCCCAACCCGAUGUAAGAAGGCACUCGUAUCUGGACGCUGCUGCUUCCGCUGGAAGCCUCGUCCACCCACAAGGGGUUCGCUACGGCUCAGGCACCGCCAGCCCUGCCGAUCCGCGGUAUACUGCUUCUCCCGUCGAUGGCAGAAGUCCGCACAACGAGCAAUCGGCGUUCCGUGGUACGGGCUCAGCAGAUUUGGGUACUACGAGGUAUGUUCGACCGGAGCCUGUUCACCAAGCUGUGCCGACGCAGCUGCCAUCGGCAGUGCCGCCGUCGCGUUUGCAAGGCGUAGAUUCGAACGCUGCUGUGACAUCGGCGGAGGCCGAAAAGCAACGUCUCUACGAGCGCGCCCGACAGCAGGCGGAACGCAACCAACGCCGUGCUGAUGAGCGACGCGCGCUGCAUCAAGGCACAGCAUCGCCCGCUCCACCAGCAAAGACGAAUGCGGGUAGGCCUUACAGCAUGUUCAACCUGGCCUCCUCCAGCGAGCCUCCUUCGGAUGCUUCAGCACCUGGCGCUGCAGGUGCACCACCACUUUCGGCAGAGGCUGAAAAGAUGAGGCUGUUCGAACGCGCGCGAGCCGAAGCGGAGAGAUACCAGGGCUCUUACCAGGGCGGUGUCGCUUUCCCCGCUGAUAGCAGUGCAGGAAGCUCCAACACGCCUGCUGCGAGCAGGUCCCCGGCCCUUCAGACGAGCGUGAACAGUGCUGUGGUCUCGGGCCGCGCUGCACCGUAUCCUUCAUACAUGACUGCCGAGGAAGAGAAGCGGCAGCUGUACGAACGCGCAAAAGCCGAGGCAGAUGCCUAUCAGCGUGGCGAAGGGUCGAUCGCGACCGUCACAGGGCCGAGUAGCUCGUCGCAGCCGUUGUCUGGUCAUCAGCACGCCGCAUCCAUCAGCAGCGGCGCUGCGGUGGAUGUUCCAGGAUCAUGGUCUAGGAGCCCGCAAGGCGUCACCGUCGCGAACGGCAAUCCCGCCGCGUCGGGCUAUAGUGGUCCUGCUGCUGCUGCUGUUGGCGCGGGGUCCUCUCCCAGUGGACCUUCGGCCGCGCCAGUCGUUCCGGCCGUCAGCGAAAAGGAACAACUCCGAAGAUACUACGAAGCACGAGAUGCGGUUAGUCAACAUCUUCAGCAACCAUCCUCGUCCAAUUCCACCGCUCAGGCUCCUCACGCAAACGGACCGUCGAUCGAUGCAAUACGUGCACCGGAAGUAGCAUCUGCUACGCACCCUGUUGCGCCCCGUCAACCUGCCAAUACCGCAGCCUCAUCAACGCGAACUGCGACGCCGACGAUCAACACGGGCGUCCAAUCGUAUCUGACGGAAGCAGAGCAGCAGAGUGCAGAGGAGAAGGAGAGGUUGGCUUCGCACUAUGCCAGGAAACAGGCCAAAGCCGAGGCCAAAGCGAACGGCAAGCUGAACGGUGGUCAGACGGUGGGCGGGAGUGAGAAAGCGCAACUGGCGGCGUACUACGCUGCACGCGAUGCCAUGGAUCAGAAUGCGAGAGAAACGCAAACCGGAUCAUCACGUUUGUCAGGUGCUGCGGCGACGUCAUCGAUCGCUCCUCCUGGGGCUGUUUCGGCUGUCGUCAACCAGAACAGCAACUUUGUUCGUCCCACUUCAGAUUACUCUCGAGCAGGAGGAGGUGGAGGACACAUUUUCAGAUCGAGCGCAGAUCAGUGGGCACCGAGAUAUAACUCGCUCUACGACGACGACGACGAUGACGACGAAAAAGCUGCGAUCGGUCGUGGUGCCGCUCCACCACCUCUACCACCCAAAAUUCCGCUGGGGACGGUUGCCAAACCUGGAUGGUCGUAA